Molecule: messenger RNA, 333 nt
Organism: Staurois parvus
Lineage: Eukaryota; Metazoa; Chordata; Amphibia; Anura; Ranidae
Source: the annotation of a GenBank genome assembly
AUGCAAGUGCCGGUUCUCGGCUGCACUUUCCUCACGCUGUCAGAUCGUGAGGAAAGUACUGCAGAGAACUGGCAGUUGUCAGAGUGGGGAUCGGCACCGAUCAUCAGGGCACUGAUGAUCAGUGCCAUGAUGAUCGGUGCCCAGCAGUGCCACCCGCAAGUUCCGCCCACCUGUGCCCAGCAAUCACCCACCUUUGCUCAGCAGUGCACCCACCUGUGCCACUCUGCAGUGCCACCUACCUGUGCCCAGCAGUUCCACCUACCUGUGCCCACCCACCUGUGCCCACCAGUGUCACCCACCUGUGCCCACCCACCAGUGCUGCCCACCAGUGCC